AUUUUAUUACAACUUGUCUUUUUUGUUCCAGCUGCUUGUAAAUAGAGGCUGUAAAUAUAAUUAUAGCAAGUAAAGAUGAGUUUGGGUGCACGCGCCACCAAGGGUGGUGCGAAGGCAGGCAAGGAGGGCAAGCACGCGCCAGAGAAAGGCAAGGGCACAGACAAACCACAGCCCAAGGAGAAGGUCAAGCCACAGGCAACCACAGAACAGCUCCGGAUGGCUCACAUGAUAGACCGUAAAAGCGAAGACGCUUCCGACGUCCGCAGAAUGGUCCUUGAGUUGAUGGAGAUGACGUGUCGCACGGAGGAAGAGGUGUGUUCGGCGCUGCACGACUCCGACAACGACAUGGUGGCCGCCUGCAACCUGCUGCUCGAGGAGAGCCCCAGGAUACAGGUAUAAAGGCAA
Molecule: messenger RNA, 405 nt
Organism: Ostrinia furnacalis (Asian corn borer)
Lineage: Eukaryota; Metazoa; Arthropoda; Insecta; Lepidoptera; Crambidae
Product: protein lingerer-like
Exons: 3
Coding region: 76-399 (107 amino acids)
Cellular component (GO): nucleus; cytoplasm
Molecular function (GO): protein binding
Source: RefSeq, a predicted model, not a curated record